This is a messenger RNA of Sitophilus oryzae (rice weevil), 2942 nucleotides long. RefSeq names its product acetyl-coenzyme A transporter 1. Gene Ontology annotation, molecular function: acetyl-CoA transmembrane transporter activity. Gene Ontology annotation, cellular component: membrane. The coding region runs from base 258 to 1829 and encodes 523 amino acids. Lineage: Eukaryota; Metazoa; Arthropoda; Insecta; Coleoptera; Curculionidae. The transcript has 8 exons. The record is from RefSeq and is a predicted model, not a curated record.
UACUGAAAAUUUUGUAAACAAAUAAAUUUGACGUUGAGUUGAAAAUGAUUUUCAUCAGUUUUCAUCUCAUAAAUUAUACUAUUUUUCUAAAUACAAAGCUGAAUUAAGCUUGAAAUACUUUAAGUUAAUUGUAUAACAGUUAUUAAUCUAUUUAUUAUAUGUGCUUUUAUUUAAGGACACUUUUUACAUAUUAAGCAAACAUAUGUAAAAUAACUGACGUGGCCUUAUUUUGAAAAAUUAAGUAGGAAAUCGUAAUAAUGGAAAGAAAGAAAGGAAAAAAUAAUGAAAAUUUGGUAUCUUCAGUUGAAAACGGUGAAGUUAGUAAUGCGGUAGAGAGUAGAAGUAAUAUCAAAGGAGAUGAAUGGAAUAUAGUACUACUUUUAUUCUUAUAUACUUUACAAGGGAUUCCAUUAGGGCUUAGUUCAGCAAUUCCUAUGAUUCUACAAAAUAGGGGUGUUAGUUACAAACAACAGGCAGAAUUUAGUUUUGUCUAUUGGCCGUUUAGUUUAAAGCUUUUAUGGGCACCAUUGGUCGAUGCAUUUUUCUCAGCAAAAUUAGGACGUAGGAAGAGUUGGUUAAUUCCAACUCAGUAUCUAAUAGGAUUUUUUAUGCUUGUUUUAUCUAGUCAUGUGAAUCAGUGGCUGGGAGAUAGCUCCAAUGCUCCAAAUAUAGGAAUAUUGACAUUGUUAUUUUUUUUAUUAAAUUUUUUGGCAGCCACUCAAGAUAUAGCAGUGGAUGGAUGGGCAUUAACCAUGCUUAAGAAAUGUAAUGUUGGCCAUGCCUCAACAUGUAACAGUAUUGGACAAUCAGCAGGUUUCUUUUUAAGCUAUGUAGUUUUUAUGGCUUUAGAAUCACCAAAUUUUUGUAAUACAUAUCUACGAAGUGUUCCUCAAGAUGAAGGACUAGUGACACUACCAAGCUUUUUUUAUUAUUGGGGUUGGAUAUUUAUAAUUUCAACAACUAUAGUUGGACUCAUUAAAAGUGAAGUUGAACCUCAUGAUCCCGAUCAUGCUGUUGUUCAUGACAGAGACAUUAAGACAGCUUAUAAUUCUUUGAAAAGUAUCUUAACACUUCCUGCCAUCAAAACCUUAGUUCUGAUAUUGAUUUCAUGUAAAAUUGGUUUUUCUUCAACUGAUAAUGUCAUGACGUUGAAAUUAGUUGAGGCUGGAAUACCUAAAGAAAAACUAGGUUUAAUGGCUAUACCUUUAAUACCUGUUCAGUUAAUAUUACCCAUUGUAAUAGCAAAAUACACAACAGGUCCCAAACCCCUCAACAUAUUUCUAAAAGCAAUUCCAUAUCGACUAAUUUUUGGGAUUAUUGCAGCUUUUUUGGUGUGGAUAACCCCAACAAUGGUGCCAGAUAGCUCAAAAGGUUUACCUAUAUUCUAUGUAAUUUUACUAAUAGGAUGUUAUGCCUUACAUCAGGUAUGUGUAUAUGCAAUGUUUGUUUCGAUUAUGGCGUUUUUUGCUAAGAUUAGCGACUCUUCUGUUGGCGGAACGUACAUGACAUUGCUGAAUACUGUUACAAAUUUAGGUGGUAAUUGGCCAGCCAUGUUAGCACUAUAUUUUGUCGAUCCAUUGACUUGGAAGGAAUGUGUUGGAGCUGAUUCUUUAUCAGGAAAUAUGUGCAAGGAUGCUGUUGAAAAGGAGGAAUGCAUAAAUUCAAAUGGAAAAUGUGUCACAACAUUAGAUGGGUUUUAUAUAGAGACUGUCAUAUGCACUGUCAUUGGUUUUAUUUGGUUAAUGUGGGGCGAGAAAAAAAUCCAGGAAGUUCAGAGCUUAGACGAGAAUGCCUGGAAGCUACAAAGAACUAAGAAAGAUAAAAGAUAGUAUUUAGUGGUGUAAAAUAAUGUAAACUAUUUGUUAUUUUUUUAUUGCAUUUCUGUGCAAAUCUAGGCAAUACGUAAAGCUGAAGAUGUAAGGAUUGCUAUAAAAUUGAAUUUAAAAACGGAAUAUUUAAUAGUUUAUAAACUAUAAAAAAGUAUUAUAUAUGUACUCUGUUUUAUUAUUACGACAGAUUUUCUACCUCAUAAUAGGAUAUAGCAACAAAAAGUAAAAAAGUUUAUUAUUGACUUUAUUAUAAAAAUAUAUGAGGCUUAAAAAAACUUUUUUACAUACAUUCACAUAUUUAAUAUGCAGUAUAAGUUUGGUUGAUGUCAUUAGUCAUAUUUUGCAUGUUUAUUUCUCAUAAUACUGAUCAUGCAUUUAUUUUAUUAUACCUAUAAUCAAAUAACAUAUAUAUUUUAAGAAAGAAGAAACUCUUAUAGCAAUCCAUAUAAUGCAUCUGGGGUUAUGUAAAUAGGGUCCGUCCGGCCAGAGGAUAUAUUAUGACAGUGACAUUUGUGUCAGGCAUGUCAAACAUAAAUUGUAUUUUCUGUCAUCGUUUGGAUGUCGUCUGUCGAAAUCUUCCGCGGUUCGUUGGACAGACUUUAGUUAUAUUUCAAUAUCAAUUUAACUGGUAUAUUGAUAUAAUUUUUUUCCUGUAAUUUUUAAGUGGGGUUAUUUAUAAAAAUAUUGUUUUAUCUAAUUCUGUCAAUUGGGUAGGAAAAAAAUUGUGGGUAUAAAGGUUAUUUAAAACAUUUUGUGAUAGUUAUUUGUUGACAUUUUUAAAUAAAUUUUGUUGCUCUUAUUUCAUUUCUUAGUAUAAUAUAUAAAGCGACUGAUUAUUAGAUUUUUAUUAAAGUUACAUACAUUUUUAAAACUAAAAAGUAACUACAGUAGACACAAAAAAUACCAGAAGUGCAACAAAACGUUCUAGAAAUAUAGCUGCAAACGUUUAUCAACUUUUUAUUAUUCUAAACAAUCUAAAUGAAUGAUAAAGGUAAAGAUGGUUACCUACCACUGUGUUUUAUUGCCCUUCUAGUCUUUUUAUAAUAUCUCUACUAUAGGUGUUAAUCAUGUGACUUUAUUUUACUAAUUAUUGAAAUAAAUUUAUUUUCCAUA